Messenger RNA from Peromyscus leucopus (white-footed mouse), 2569 nucleotides. RefSeq names its product R-spondin 4 (gene Rspo4). The record is from RefSeq and is a predicted model, not a curated record. Lineage: Eukaryota; Metazoa; Chordata; Mammalia; Rodentia; Cricetidae. Bases 1 to 771 code for a protein of 256 amino acids. The transcript is spliced from 6 exons.
AUGGGCUCAGCUUGGCAGCCUCGUUCCUACUUCCCCGCUUGGGCUGCCCGAACCCGACGGUGGGCAGCCUUUGAUGGUGACAGCAGGGACUGGGGUUCAGAAGCUGAGAAAGAAGCUCACGCGUGUGAUUUGACUCUCUUUCUCCCCCCUGGUCUGGCUGCAGCAGGCACUGGUCUGGGGGGCAAUUGCACGGGCUGUGUCAUAUGUUCGGAGGAGAACGGCUGUUCCACCUGCCAGCAGAGGCUCUUCCUGUUCAUCCGCCGGGAAGGUAUCCGUCAGUACGGCAAGUGUGUGCACGACUGUCCCCUCGGCUUCUUCGGAAUCCGUGGCCAGGAGGCCAACAGGUGCAAGAAAUGUGGGGCCACCUGCGACAGCUGUUUCAGCCAGGACUUCUGCAUCCGGUGCAAAAGGCGUUUUCAUCUCUACAAAGGGAAGUGCCUGCCCACCUGUCCACCAGGCACCUUGACUCACCAGAGUACCCACGAGUGUCAGGAAGAGUGUGAGCCAAGCCCAUGGGGCAGCUGGAGUCCCUGCAUACGCAAUGGAAAGACUUGUGGCUCAGGCUGGGGCCUAGAGACCCGGGUGCGGGAAGCUGGCCCGGCUAAGCAGGAGGAGACAGCAAGCUGCCGAGUGUUAUCUGAGUCCAGGAAAUGUCCUAUAAAGAGGCCCUGCCCGGGAGAGAGAAAUCCCAGGCAGAAGAGCCGGAAGGAUCGACGCCAGCGCAAGGACAGGAAGUCGGAGCGCAGGCCACAGCAGCCUGGCUCACAAUGAUGUGCUCCAGCUCCAUCAUCUGGCCUCUGCCCUUCCCUUCUCCCCCUGCUCCGCUCUUUCCCACAUCCUCCCUCUUUCUGCCUUACCUUCCUGUCUGUCUGCUGCACUUCAUCCGUCUCCCUUUUCUUCUCCCCCCUCCCUCCCUCUUUACUUUCUGCUUUCUUCUUUGGACCGUUCCUUCUCUCCGUGCACCCUUUGUUUUUCAUUUCCUCCUGCUUUACUUUCCGAUCUUCACUGUCCACCCCCACCCCAUACGCGGACACACGUAAGAAACUGUGCCUAUGUUCUCCAUGUGGCUCUCGACACCUCAACGCCAACGUAUUUCUUCCAGAUCUUUCUGUGACUCUACCCUCAUCUUUGCAGAGUUACAAUUUAGGAGGAAUAGGGAUGGGUACAACUUGACUGCUCCUGGGAGCCCAGCUUUGAGCCAGAGAGACCCUGCAACCUGAGUAGUGAGCCCUUCACCAGGACCAGUCCCUCACGGCCAUUUCUGCAGCACCCAGCCAUGGCCUCUGCAGCGAGGCUACCGGGGAUGGGUUCCAGGAUCUCCCUUGCACCCCUUGUCCAGGAUGGUGGUGUAGGAGUCACUGGGGCCCUUUGGCUGCACAGUGGCCUCAGACCCACCGUCACAUCCUUCUGGAAAUGCCUGCAACACAUCCUCAGUGCCCCCCUCUGGUCUCCCUCCCAGAGUGCCCGUGACCUUUCCCCCAGCUGACCACCCUCCCAAGUCCUUGGGGGACCCAUGCACAGAAUCAGGUGGGAUAUUUAUUCCUGAAGGAAUAAGUCUCUCAUCUCAAAGGCUAUUGAAGUUACACGGAGUUUAGAGCUGGUCCCACCCACUCUGUUCACCACCCGCUUCCUGCCUGCCCCGACAGCAGCGACGGGCUGACACCCCCAGCCUUCGCUCAGCACAUCAUGUCUGUGAAGAAGCCUGAGGGCGUUUGGGGAAGCAGUGGGGGAAAUUGCCGGGUCAGCAGUUGGGAUGGCUUCCCACUUACCCACCUCCUAUGUGGACAUCCUGAGGAUCGUCUACUGGGAUUCCUCCAACUCCAGGCAGGAAGGACACUGGGAGAGCCUUCAAGUAGAUCACACUAAUUGGCAGGUCUGUCCUUACCCCUGCCAUUGGCCCAGGAGCUGUCAUUGUUGCUGGGGAGGAGUUUGGACAGUAGAGCUCAAGGACAGCUGGAGAAGGAUGCGGUACAGGCAAGAGAGACGAGACGCUCCGUGUGAUGUCAUGUCACCACCACCACCACUACCCCCACCACCACCACCCCGCAGGCAGUAACCCUCACACCCACCCUACACUUGGCAGGUGAGGGUCCUCAGCACCACUCCUGAUCCUGUAGCUGUGUUCCUCCACGGUGUCCCACGGAGAACAGCCGGAUCCCCUGCUGGCCAGGCCAAGCCCCCCACUUCUCUGUAGAAGUUCACACCCCUGAAAUGCUUCUUGUUUUGAGACCCCCGGCUAUUUUUUAAAGAAAGAGAAAAAGAAAGAAACUCACGAGAGCUUCUUGGGCAUCGGAUAGGGUUAGAACUGCCCUGUCCAGAAGUUCACAGUAGCAGAUUCUAAACUCCCUGGGGCAGCUUCCACCAGGAGUGUUCAGGUUGAGGGGGGCCAGGGUUCAUGGGGACUGACGGACAGGACAGGGUUUCCGCUGGAGUGCUUCCAGACCCUCUUAAGAAGGGGACUCAGGGGCUCUGUCAUUGAAAUGCUUGCCUUGCUACAGUAGGACCUGAGUGUGACCCCCAGCACCCACAUGAAAAAAGCCAGGCAUAGUGGCAUGCCCUUGUGGUCUCA